AUGUCUGCCUUUGUGCUGAAGCAGAUGUGCCAGCUCAUUACCACUGGAGUGAGGACUGAUAAGGGCUUCAAAGAAGUGCACCUGAACAAGGUGGCAAAGGCCCUACAAGAGUUACGUGGUCAUGAAGUUAGUGGUACCUGUGUGUACAACCACCGAGGAAGUGGAGGCGAACACAGGGCCAGGCCUUCUCAAGUUACCCUAGAUAAGGACAAGUCGGUAGCAUCUUCCAACUCAUCGUCGAUUCCGGGUUCGCUGCCAGCGAGAGUUGAUCUCAACAAACUUAGAGAGGCAAAGCGAUUUGCUGUCCUUCAAGCGCAGCAUGAGGGGUGCCUUGGAAGCUAUGAAAGCUUCGAUUCCCUCUUUGGGAAUUACCUUGUUCCUGUCAUCCCAACGAACGACUUCUUUGAUCAGGUCGGGACCAAACCAUGA
Miscanthus lutarioriparius is the source of this 429-nucleotide messenger RNA. NCBI's taxonomy places the organism in Eukaryota, Viridiplantae, Streptophyta, Magnoliopsida, Poales, Poaceae. The record is from the annotation of a GenBank genome assembly.